AUGUGGCCGACGCUGCGGCGCCUCCGAAUGCCACCGAGUGUGACGCUGACGCGUGAGGAGGGUUUCCUGUGCACGCUGCUGGACGAUGCGUGCCGCUGGAUGCAGACGACGAAUCCGAGUGUGGAUGUCGAUGGCGCGUCACGCACGUACGCGGACCUGAGCCACCGGCCGACGGCGACGACGCCGUGUGAGGCGCGGAUCGCGGGUGGCUGGGUGCGGGACAAGCUGCUGGGCCUUCCGUCGCAUGAUCUGGACGUGUCGCUGUCGUCGAUGACGGGCCACCACUUUGCGCUGUUCCUCAAGGCGUAUCUGGAGAGCGAGGUGUUUCCGCGCACGCCGCUGGCGCGCGAGAUGCAAGAGGCGGCGCCGAGUCAUGCGCGGAUCAGCCACAUUGGCAAGAUCGCCGCGAAUCCCGAGCAGAGCAAGAACCUCGAGACGGCGACGGCGCGCGUCCUGGGCUUUGACCUCGACUUUGUGAACCUGCGCAAGGAGGUGUACGAGGGCACGCACCGCAUACCCAUCAUGUCGUUCGGCACGCCACUCGAGGAUGCGAUGCGCCGUGACAUGACCGUGAAUGCCCUCUUCUACAACGUGCACACCGCUGCGAUCGAGGACUGGACGCAGCAUGGCCUCGCGGACCUGCGCGACGGCAUCGUGCGCACGCCGAUGGACCCGACGGCGACGUUCACCGACGACCCCCUGCGCAUCCUCCGGUGCGUGCGCUUCGGCAGCCGCUUUGGCUACGCGAUCCACCCCGAUAUCCUCGCGGCCCUCGCGGCGCCCGCGUCGCCCCUGCACGCCGCGCUCGCGAGCAAGGUGAGCCGCGAGCGCGUCGGCAUCGAAGUCGACAAGAUGCUCUCAGGCCGCGAUCCACGCUAUGCGCUGCAGCUCCUCGCGCAGCUCCAGCUGUACUGGGUCGUCUUUAUGCCGCCGCCAGCGCUGUCGCAGCGCAUGGGCCGGUCGAGCGAUCACGGCGCGCACAUCGACGAGCUCGUGCACGACGCGCCCGACGAGCGCGCCGCGCUCAGCCUCAGCGACUGCUUCGACAGCCUCCUGCGCGGCACCUCGCCCCUGUGGUCGCGCCUGCCGACCGACUGGCUCGCGCGCGUGCGCUCGCCAGAGUGGCGCGCCCAGCGCCGCCUCGUGUGGUACGCGAUCGCGCUGUAUCCCCUGCGGGACCUCUACAUCCAAGCGAAAAAGCAGCCUGCGUGGGCCGGCGCCGUGACGCUCAGCGCGGGCCUCAAGCUCGGGCACCGCACGACGAAGGACCCCGUCACGAGCCUCGUGCGCGCGGCGUCGCUGCUCACGCGCCCGCGUCUCGCGCGCUUCGUGCCGGCGCCGUGCCUCACGCGCCGCUCGACGAUCGGCCUCCUGCUGCGGCACCACGACGUGUCGCAGCCCAAGAUGGACGUCGCGCUCGACAAUGCGCUGCUGGUCGCGCUCCUCUACGACCUCGCGACGCAUGGCCUCGACACGCCCGAAGCCGCGGCGAUCGUCGACGAGCAUGCCGCGUUUUGGGCCUACGUACGCGACGAGCACCUCGCGGCCUACAUCCACGCAAAGCCGCUCGUCGAUGGACGCCAAGUCGCCACGGCGCUCGGCUGCGACGUGUGCCUGCUGAGCCGCAUUCUGCCCUACGUGACGGCCUGGGAUAUGGACCAUGUGGACGACGAGCCGGACCGCCCCGGCCGCUGCCUCGCCGCCCUGCAGCGUGCGUGGGCGGACGGGCACAUGGUGCCGGUGUCGGAGCGCACGACGCGCGCCAAGUCGUCCUAG
Malassezia restricta is the source of this 1776-nucleotide messenger RNA. Its product is annotated as tRNA nucleotidyltransferase. The record is from RefSeq and is a predicted model, not a curated record. Gene Ontology annotation, biological process: tRNA 3'-terminal CCA addition. The transcript has a single exon. Lineage: Eukaryota; Fungi; Basidiomycota; Malasseziomycetes; Malasseziales; Malasseziaceae. Bases 1 to 1776 code for a protein of 591 amino acids. Gene Ontology annotation, molecular function: RNA binding; ATP:3'-cytidine-cytidine-tRNA adenylyltransferase activity.